ACGGCCCGAAUAAGCGCAGGUCGGAGGUGGUUUCAAAUUUCUCAUCGUAGUGUCGAACCCACGGCUCUUUCGCUGCGGUUUUGUUCGAGAAGGCGAUAGCGAAGCGAUUCCAAAUUAGCUAAGGAAAUAGAAAAAAAGUUGAGAAUGGCAAAGUCCACCUCCAGCGAUGCUCAGAUGCUCAUUCGUUCUCUCCGUACUGCUUAUGCUGCCACGCCAACUAAUCUCAAAAUCAUUGAUCUUUACGUGGUGUAUGCUAUCGUUACAGCUGUAAUUCAGGUUGUCUACAUGGGAGUAGUAGGGUCAUUUCCAUUUAACUCUUUCCUCUCUGGAGUUCUCUCUUGUGUAGGUACAGCGGUACUUGCAGGUAUGAAGUGUAAUUCGGAUACCUUUUUUCCUGCUACUCUUUUUAAGAAAAUUAAUUGUUCUUGCACUUUUAUACGUGAUGAUACAGUUUGUCUUCGAAUUCAAGUCAAUAAAGAGAAUAAGGAAUUUAAGGAUCUACCACCAGAACGAGCUUAUGCUGAUUUUAUUCUCUGCAAUCUAGUGCUCCAUCUUGUCAUCAUGAACUUCCUGGGAUAGAGAAGUUUUCUCUUGGUGCAUCAUGAGGCAUAGAAUUAUUUCUGAUACUUUUUGUCGGACUUUAAAGUGGUAGAACAUCUUAGAGUUUCGUCAUGUAUAAACCUAAUGAUCUACAUGCCCGAUAGUUUGCGCUUGUUGUUUCGUGAAUUGAUCAUCAUCACUUUCAAGAGGUUGUUCUUUCUGGAUGUUCUGCCAUAAAAAUGACGUAGCAUGAUAGUUUAUUUAUUUUGCUUUCA
Messenger RNA from Elaeis guineensis (African oil palm), 815 nucleotides. NCBI's taxonomy places the organism in Eukaryota, Viridiplantae, Streptophyta, Magnoliopsida, Arecales, Arecaceae. The record is from RefSeq and is a predicted model, not a curated record.